CUUCCGGCAUAUAGCAACGACAGCUACAUUUCUAACGGAAUUUAAGUCUGUCGACCGAAUCAACAAGUAUUAAAAGUGCAGUACGUGCUAGAACUAUUUGUUUCUUGGUAUCUCUGCAAGAAACUGGGCAAUGAAUUGGUUGCGGUGCUUUGUUCGCGCGGUCAUCCUGUAUGCUGCCGUCACUUACAGAGAGGCCGAUGGCAUCACGACUAAAGCACGUCCACGGGAUUGUCUUCCCGAGGAUCCAGCUGGUAACAAAUACAACUUGACUACGUUGCGAAAUAUAGAUGGAAAUGCCAGAUUUAAAAUAACCAACGGGGGAUAUACAUAUAGCUUUAACCCCUGUGUAUCAUUCAAGAUAGGAAAGUCAUCUAAAGCAAAUGAAUGUCAAUCGGAUGUGGCGAUUUGCAGGUGGGUGGAAAACCAAAUGUACCACAAUAUAGGACAUCAGAGCAAAGAAGAGUGUAAUUUUGAUAAGGACACUAACACACCGAAACUGGAAUAUACUGGGGAUAUCUUUAUUAAGAAGGCAGAUGUGCUAUUAAAGUGCCACAAAACCAAGGAACGCCCAAGCUUCGAAGCUCUGUCGGUUAAAGAUUCCUCGCGAUUUGUUUUCGAUCUAACACACAAAUGUGCAUGUCCCAAUCUGUGUCUUUAUAAACACAUCACACCUACUGAACAGCCAGGUCCAGGUCCAGGUCCAGAUGACAACAACAACGCCAUCGUUGCAGGUAGUAUUGGAGGCUCUUUUGUGUUUGUCGUUGUUGCCGUUAUGGUUAUUGCCGUAGUCACUCUAGUAAAGAGGAUAAGGAGAAUGAAUAGACCGAAUCCUCAGGAUGAACCGGAACGUCGACCCAUCUUGGCUGGACCAGGGAAUGUAAAUCAAUUUCUACGUAGAAAUGAAGACAGCGAAUCAAAUUCUGAUAGUAAGAAUAAAUCGUAUGCAGAGGGUCGGUGCUGAGGAUAACCACCAACGCUUGGUCAAACCUUUUCGUCGUAGUGAAGCAUGGUCUAUAUAAGAUUAUUAAAAACUGGAUCAUUGGAUAAUGCAAUUCAAGACUUUUUAUUAGCUUAGCCGUUAUGGUAUA
This is a messenger RNA of Stylophora pistillata, 1088 nucleotides long. RefSeq lists its product as uncharacterized. The record is from RefSeq and is a predicted model, not a curated record. Gene Ontology annotation, cellular component: trans-Golgi network. Lineage: Eukaryota; Metazoa; Cnidaria; Anthozoa; Scleractinia; Pocilloporidae.